Messenger RNA from Malus domestica (apple), 1301 nucleotides. NCBI's taxonomy places the organism in Eukaryota, Viridiplantae, Streptophyta, Magnoliopsida, Rosales, Rosaceae. The record is from RefSeq and is a predicted model, not a curated record.
AUUCUUUUCUUCCUCGUUAGUGCCGUUCCCCAACACUCAUUUUUUCCAACAAAACAAUAUCCUUCAAAGCGAUUUUUCCUGCAAAAUCGUCCCUAAAGCUACUCUCUCCCUUUCUCUAUCCAUUUCUCGGGAAUUUUCUGGGAAAGUAAUUUUUUCUUUUGGGAAAUUUCUGGGAAUUAUUGCGAAUAAGGAAGAAUUUUUAUAUGGCGAUUGUUGUUGUUUUUGUUUUUUUUUUUUUUUUAAAAAUUUUGGUGUUUAGAUUUAGGCAGUGGGGAAAGAGAGAAGCAGAUAGAUGGGCAAGGGAGAGAGAAGCAGAUGAAGCAGGGCAAGGGAGAGAAGCGGACGAAGAGAAGUAGAUGGAGUGAAGCAGCGAACGUCUUAGUAAUCCGAUACCUUUCGAUGGGACUCGCUAAGACCUUCUAGCGACGUCCUUUAUCGAGACGAGUCCCGGCUAGUCCCACUAAAGGUUGUCCUGCGUAACAAACAUGGUAUUGCUCUGAGUUUUAGUCCAGUCCAGUCCAAUUCCUACUUAGUGAGGGCAAACAAACGCUCUCUUAGAUCGUAAUACUAAACGACAAUUUUUAAUUGAAACUUAAAAAGUACGUAAAAUAAAAAAAUAAAAUAAAAAAUAAAAAACAAUACCCCUAUGAUCUAUCCGAUUCUCUCUCAGUCCGCCGAGCCCAACUCCCCCCAUAGCGCCAAUCCCCUCUUACAGUAGCAUCCCUUCAUCCGAGUCCUCUCCAGCUAUCUUCGGAACAUGGCGAAGCAUCAUCCUGACCUGAUUAUGUGCUGGAAGCAACCUGGAAUAGCUAUUGGAAGGUUGUGUGAAAAGUGCGACGGUAAGUGUGUAAUUUGUGACUCUUAUGUGUGUCCUUGCACACUUGUUCUGGUUUGCGAUGAGUGCAACUAUGGAUCUUUCCAUGGAAGGUGUGUUAUUUGUGGAGGGGUUGGAAUUUCUUAUGCUUAUUACUGCAAGGAGUGUACUCAGCAGGAGAAAGAUAGAGAUGGGUGCCCAAAAAUUGUGAAUCUGGGAAGUGCCAAAACAGAUCUGUUCUAUGAAUGGAAAAAGUAUGGUUUCAAGAAAAGAUGAUCAUUAGCAGGUCAAGUUUCACUUAGCUUCUGGAGAUCAUUUUGUUUUGUUCUUCAUUGAGGCUUAGCCAAUAUUCCAAUCAGGUAAUCAAGCAAUUUAUGACUUGAGUAAUUCUCACUCGUAAUCUUUGUAUGUGGCAUGCAUCUCGGGAUGUUUGAACUCCUGAGUGUACUUGGAGCUUUGUUAAUCCAAUUUCAUAUGUGAUUUAAUA